AUUAGAGAAAGAUCGGAGAAAGAAAAGCAGUGUCCAAUGGGUAACACUAAGUCACCUCCGGCGAAUCCUAGCUUCGCUUCGGCAUCCAGAAGGAAAUAAGAGAUCUCAGAGCACUGUUCUUGUCCAUGGCUGCCCAGUCACAGAGCGACGGUCGAUACAUAUCUCCCUCUGUCUUUCAGGCAUACUUUGGACUAAAAGGGGCUCUUGGGGAAAGGCUUUUUGAUUUGGUUACGCAGCAAAGGAAAGACCAGAAAUUGACCUUUGAAGACCUCGUAAUUGCUAAGGGGACUUAUGAGAAAGGAACAAAUGAUAAGAUUGAGGAGUUUGUAUAUCAAUUAUCUGAUGUCACAGGUGAUGGUGCUUUGGGGAGGUCUGACAUAGAAUCUGUUCUAGUUACAAUAUUUGAUGAUAUAUUCAAUGUGAAAGGUUCUGAACCUGGAUCAAGUUCACAAGGGGACAUGGUGGACAUAUUUCUUAAUUCUGCUACCUUCUCAAGGGGCAAUGAAAGAUGCAAUGAUAAAAGUAUGUCUUUUGAAGAUUUCAGAAAGUGGUGUACACUUAUUCCAUCUCUGAGAAAGUUUCUAGGAAGUCUACUGAUUCCACCUGAUUCAGGGCGACCUGGAUCUCAAGUUCCCAAAUUGCUGCUUUUUAGACAGUAUUGAUUCUAGUAUGUUGUUACUGAGAAAGGAGUACGCUUGGCAUAUAGGAGGAGCUCUUUCCAAGCAAGAGCUAGAGGAAUGGAAACUUUUGUAUCAUAGUGCCUUAAAUGGCUUGAGUUUCAAUACAUUCUUGGGCAGCAUAAUGAUAAUGAAGGUUCUAUAUAUGGGGGUUAUGCUUCCCAGCCUUGGGAGAGGCAUGGUGAUUUCUACGGAGAUAUGAAGUCUUUUCUCUUUCAGCUCCAUCCAAAGGCAUCCAUAUUCAGACCAACUGGGGCCAACAACAAUUUACAAUGGUGUGCUGUUAAGUUUCAGUUCAGAGGCCAUUCCAAAUGGCAUUGGGUUUGGAGGACAAAUUAAUCACUUUGGCCUGUUCCUCUCAGCGGGCUUUGAUCAGGGACACACUUUCUCUUGCCUGACAUUCAACAGCCCUUGCCUUUCAAAGAACAGUAAAAUCUGCCCAGAAGUGAUAGAAUGCUGGGGAGUUGGUAGGAAAGGAACGCAGCAAGAAAGACAAGAUGCUCUUAGAGGUACUGUGUUAGAAAGGUUUAAGGAGGACCGGAAUAUGCUCAACAUGGUAGGGAUUGCAAAAGCUAAUGAGUAAAUGUGAUCGUCUUUGGCCUGCACUUUCAGAUAGGGCAUCAACAUUUGCAUCAGUGCUUAAGGUUAGAAGUCUUGUUCAACAUCUGUCUAGUUCAAGGAAAAUUGUUUUUAUCUCGAGUUCCUGAUUCCUCAAUCAAACCAGACUUUAUUUUUUUAUCAUUAUAGUCCCUAAGAACACAAGUGUAUCAUGUAUAUGCCAAACCCUCUCUUCCAACUACAAAAAAUUACUGGUGGUUUGAAACAAGAAAUUACGGCAGUGUUUAUGAGGAAUUGGACACUAAUCUACGCAUCUCACAGAAAGACUUCUAUGCCUCUUUCUUAUGCUAGAAAUAGCACCUCUACGAUGUUUAAUGGCUUCUCUGUUUUCUGUCGCCAAAAGUACAAAACAAUGGAGCUAACUUGCUGCCUUCUUGCUGACAUUUCAUUGCACACUCAUUCUCAUAAUUUGUGCAAGUUUGAAUGCGACAACUCUGACGGUAACGCUCAAAGCUUCAAAAUUAAAUCUAAACAAAAGAUAUCUUAUUACAUUCCUCGCACUUUGGAUCUAUUCUUUGCAGUUCCUUUGUGCUUCGGUUGUCAUUUUCUUUGCAGCAUAGUAACAUAUCUCUCUAGCUGUUCAGCACCUCCUUUACCACAGCUUCUUCUUCUUUGGACCAUGCUGCCUCAAAGGAUUUGGAGAUUCUGCAACAUCAAAGUUGCAUCUAACGUAGACUUUAUCUUAAAAGCGUUGGCAUUUCUAGCAACUAUACGUACUUUUGUGUAUUCUUCAUCUUCUACCAUUUCCAGGGCUUAGGAUUUGGCUACUUGGUCAUCAAAAUAAUUUGAUGUAAUGCACUGAGUACUCUGUUAGUCCACAGUGGCGUGGUCUCAAAAAAUAAUUACUAUUUUUAUCU
Molecule: messenger RNA, 2152 nt
Organism: Rubroshorea leprosula
Lineage: Eukaryota; Viridiplantae; Streptophyta; Magnoliopsida; Malvales; Dipterocarpaceae
Source: the annotation of a GenBank genome assembly